AUGGGGGAGGCUAUAGCAGUGGAUGGUGGGUCUCCACCUUCUGUGCAGAUCAUGUUUUCUGCCCUUGACGAAGAAAAGCAGGGAGACUGUGCUCUACCUCCUGAGGAAGGAGAGGGCUUACAGGUCGCUGCAGGCGGACGCCCUGGCGAGCCCCCUCCCCCUCUAUGCAAACCUGUAAAAAUUUAUCCACCACUUCCUGAUUUAAGGAGACCACCACCACCUCCGCUUAUUUCAAACAACAUUGAUUAUAUUAUUACUAAACAUUCAAAGAAAACGUGGCACCAUGAGCAGCAGGAGCAACAAAUGAUUUGGCAAUUAUGCCAGCUAAGGAAGCUGACACUGGAAAAUGCCAAAGUGUAUCUCCACACCAGCCAUCCAUCUCAAAGACUGGAAACAACUGUAGGGCUUAAAACUCACUUCAAUGUCUUUUGGAAUUUGCAGAUCAUAAACGAGAUAUUUAAGAAAGUCCUUUCCCCGCCUCUCCAGGAGUGUUUCUUGCAUCACUGGAAAUAUAUUGAUUUUGGAACUUAUCCCUUUGUGACCUCUUCGAACUGUACAGUUGGAGGUGUGUGUACUGGCUUGGGUAUGCCCCCUCAAAACGUUGGAGAAGUGUAUGGAGUUGUGAAAGCUUAUACAACUAGAGUUGGUAUUGGUGCCUUCCCUACAGAGCAAGACAAUGAAAUUGGAGAAUUAUUACAAACAAGGGGUAGAGAGUUUGGUGUAACGACAGGAAGGAAAAGAAGAUGUGGCUGGUUGGACCUUGUUUUGCUCAAAUAUGCUCAUAUGAUUAAUGGCUUUACCGCGUUGGCGCUUACCAAAUUGGAUAUUUUGGACAUAUUUACAGAAAUCAAAGUUGGAGUUGCAUACAAAUUAGAUGGUGAAAUUAUACCUCAUUUUCCAGCAAACCAAGAAGUCUUAAAUAAAGUUGAAGUUCAGUAUAAGACUCUCCCAGGAUGGAACACAGACAUAUCAAAUGCAAGGACUUUUAAGGAACUACCUAUUAAUGCACAAAACUAUGUUCGAUUUAUUGAAGAUGAACUUCAAAUUCCAGUUAAAUGGAUUGGUGUAGGUAAAUCCAGAGAAUCUAUGAUUCAGCUCUUCUAAGGAUUUCC
Molecule: messenger RNA, 1112 nt
Organism: Capra hircus (goat)
Lineage: Eukaryota; Metazoa; Chordata; Mammalia; Artiodactyla; Bovidae
Product: adenylosuccinate synthetase isozyme 2-like
Exons: 2
Coding region: 1-1104 (367 amino acids)
Biological process (GO): 'de novo' AMP biosynthetic process; IMP metabolic process
Cellular component (GO): cytoplasm
Molecular function (GO): nucleotide binding; adenylosuccinate synthase activity
Source: RefSeq, a predicted model, not a curated record